UAUAUAACCACCGUGAGCUAGCUGGGCACUGCAACUUUGAUCACCACGCGCACACCCACGCCACGCCACCACACGCACACGCUCUGUCUUGGCCGCCACAGAGUGUCUCUGUCUCUGUCUCCCGCCCGGCCCGCGCGAUGCCAGCCUCCUCCUGGUUCCACAAGCUCAGGGGGAGGAGCACAAGGAAGGGCAGGCGAUCGGCCGCGUGUCCGCCGAGUCCGACCCGUGGCUCCUCCGCCGACGCAAUCGCAUUCGUCGCCGCCUCGGCGGAGUGGACGGACCAACAGACAAGCCAGCAGGGCCGGCCACCCGCGCGCCCACCGGCGGCGUGCGCCGGCUACUCUCCCAACAGAGCCUCCUACUACUUUCCGAGCGCGGACCGGGGAGCGCUCCGGUGCAUUGCCCCGCGCGCCGCCGCCGACGACGACGGCGCGGCCUUGGACGUCCGUGUCGACGUCAUCCAUCGCCGCGCCGGCAGACUCGGCGGGAUAGACGCGCCUCCAGCGACGCCGGAGCUCAACCUUCGGCGCAUCGUCACCAGGCCCGCCGCCAAGAACGACCCCGCGGAAAGCGUCGCCGUUAGCAGCAGCACCGGCACCCCCACCUCGGCCGCCACGACGCCGUCCACCUGCAGGGCGCGGGGGUUCCACGUGAAGCCGGCCGGCAGGCGGCGGCGGCGCGGCCACGACGACAAAAGUGCCCGGAAGGAAAAAGCAGCCGAGGACGCGGGCAGCAGGAGACGGCGGUGGCUGUACGAGAGCCUGGUGGUGGUGAAGACGUCGUCGGACCCGGAGAGGGAGAUGGCGGAGAGCAUGGCGGAGAUGGUGGCGGCCAACCGCAUACGGUCAUCGGAGGACCUCGAGGAGCUGCUGGCGUGCUACCUCGCUCUCAACGCGGCCGAGCACCACCGCGCCGUCGUUGCCGCGUUCCGCCGCGUCUGGCUUCACAUCGCCGGCCAAAGAAUACGCCGCUAGUACGAGGCCUCCUAAACACCUCUGAAUUCUCUAGGAAUCACAUCACAAUGCACUUUGGUGUCGCAUGCAUGGAUGAGGAUGCAUCAUGCAUGCAUAGCGUGUGUGUGUGUGUGUGUGUGUGUGUGUGUGAUCAUAAUCAUAGCAUUGACCAAUUGAUCGGCUCAUGGUCAUGAUCCAAGUAUAUUCUUGUUGCGUUUUAGUCUUGAUGAAAAGGCUAGUAUAGCUUGCAUUCUGUCAAGUUGACACAAGUUUCUUUCUUUUGCGUUUCCCGAACUUUCAUCGGUUGGUAACCG
Triticum urartu is the source of this 1267-nucleotide messenger RNA. The record is from RefSeq and is a predicted model, not a curated record. NCBI's taxonomy places the organism in Eukaryota, Viridiplantae, Streptophyta, Magnoliopsida, Poales, Poaceae.